CCGGCUUCUAUCGACUUUCCUCCCCUAAGCGUAACGACUAAGAUUAAGAUAGCAAGCCUAUCCGAUAUAAUUAUUAUAACUAAUAACGAGGAAUUGCUAAGCCUCGAGCUAGUAGUCGAUAAUAAGACGGAAACGAUACUAUUACGUAAACGUAAAAGAACUAAAACGAAGGAGCUAUCUAUAUUAGACAACGCCUUUAAGGAGCUCUGA
This is a messenger RNA of Penicillium daleae, 210 nucleotides long. RefSeq lists its product as uncharacterized. The transcript has 3 exons. The record is from RefSeq and is a predicted model, not a curated record. The annotation marks the transcript as partial. Lineage: Eukaryota; Fungi; Ascomycota; Eurotiomycetes; Eurotiales; Aspergillaceae.